This is a messenger RNA of Carassius carassius (crucian carp), 4069 nucleotides long. Its product is annotated as R3H domain-containing protein 2-like. The transcript has 26 exons. Gene Ontology annotation, molecular function: nucleic acid binding. The record is from RefSeq and is a predicted model, not a curated record. Bases 512 to 3568 code for a protein of 1018 amino acids. NCBI's taxonomy places the organism in Eukaryota, Metazoa, Chordata, Actinopteri, Cypriniformes, Cyprinidae.
AAACGGCGUUAAGCGGCAGCGGGCUGUCGUUAUUCGGUUACCGAGGGGGGCUCGGUGGGUUAUCACUUUAAACAUGUUCACCUAACCCAUCCUGAGUGGUAGUAAUGCGCUGUGAGGCGGCCGAUUGUCAUUUUGACUUAGCUCGCGUUCGCUUAGCCGCCACAGGCUAAUUAAUUAACCCAUAUUGUGAGGUAAAUAUCAACUCUAAAUCAUCGGAAACGGGACAAACACGCCAGAAGGACGAUCUACAACGAGGACCAGUGCUGUUUCGUCGUUUUGAACGAACGCGAGGGAUUAACGGCAGGUGGAGCUGUGACGUCUGUGUCUAUGAGAACGUCGCACAGCAUGCACAGAAACUGAGAAGACACUCGUUCAACAUGAUGUCCCCCCCGCCCUCAUCUCAGCCAUAGGAACACACACACACACACACACACACGUGCAGAAGAACACACACCAUCACACUACAGCCCCAGGUGUGUCAGGGUUUGUGAGGUGUGUGUUUUGAGGGAUCAUGUCUGUGGUCUUCACACCCGACGGGAUGAAGGAGGGUGAUGCUUCCGCAGGCAUCAGUGGCAAAAGCAUCCCAUCGGGGCUCGCUAAAGACCCAAACGCUGACAGCACAGAAGCAGACGACAGCCUCUCGCAGGACGCACAGCGCCGCUGUCAGAAUCACGGCCACACUAGGAAACGGGCAAAGUCGAAUGCAAAGGUCAAGCUGGUGAGGAGUCUUGCAGUUUGUGAAGAGUCUUUUUCAAGCGACGGUCCUCUAGAAUCACAGGACAUCAUUCAGCUUCACAUCAGCUGUCCAUCUGAUAAAGAGGAGGAGAAAUCCUCGAAAGAUGAGUAUGAGAAUGAGGAAAGGGAAAAGAAAGAUAAAACUCCACGAAAGAUGCUCUCGCGUGACUCCAGUCAGGAAUACACUGAUUCCACAGGGAUAGAUGUGCACGAGUUCCUGGUGAACACACUGAAGAACAACCCCAGAGACAGAAUGAUGCUGCUCAAGCUGGAACAGGAUAUCCUGGAUUUCAUUAAUGAUGACAAUAAUCAGUAUAAGAAGUUUCCUCAGAUGACCUCUUAUCAUCGCAUGCUGCUGCAUCGAGUCGCUGCUUACUUUGGCAUGGAUCACAACGUGGACCAAACCGGCAAAGCUGUCAUCAUCAACAAGACCAGCAACACACGCAUCCCCGAGCAGAGGUUCUCUGAGCACAUUAAAGAUGAGCGCAGCAUGGACUUCCAGAAGAAGUUCAUCCUGAAGCGAGACGAUCCCAGCAUGGAUAAAGAUGAUAAUCAGAUGCGGGUCCCGCUGCAGGACGGCCGGCGCAGUAAGUCCAUCGAGGAGCGAGAGGAGGAGUACCAGCGCGUCAGAGAUCGCAUCUUUGCACGAGAAUCCUCACAGAAUGGAUACAUCAAUGAUAACAGGCUGUCCACUGACGGCUACUCCUCGUCCUCCCAAAAGCGGAGGCAGAUUUUUAGGGGUAACAGGGAAAGCUCCAGCCGGGCAUCCAGCAGUCGUCAGAGCAGCACUGACAGCGAGAUGAAGAGCCUGGAGCCGCGUCCGUGGAGCAGCACAGACUCGGACAGCUCCAGCCGAACGCUCAGACCUCCGGUCACCAAGGCCAGCAGCUUCAGCGGCAUCUCCAUCCUCACACGAGGAGACAGUCUGGGCAGUGGCAGGGGCUCCCGCACAGGUCUUCCCACAGUCUCUCCAGACGUUUGUACUCCGUCUCAUCCGCAUCAACAGAGCCGUGGGCUCCUGCCGUGUCCCCCUCAGACCCCGAGCCAACCGGCCAAUCCGCCGCUGCUGCCGACCCCGACACACACACACACUCACACACACACACAGCACGCCAUCAGCGCGCACAAUCACAUGCUGCCUCAGCCAUCUGCGCAGGCUGUGUCUUACUCCAACCCUUCGUGUCCUCAGGUCCUCCUGCCUGUUUCUCCUUCCCAGCAGUACAACAUGGGAGAUGAGUUGACUCCAGGUUUCGGGCAGAUGUCUCUAAGCCGUCAGGGCUCCAGCGAGGCACCUGAGCCACCCAGCCUUUACCAGCCUCCGCCCGCCGUACUAUCCCAGCAUCCUCCACCACAGCCCAGCUACAUCAUGCCCCCGCCGCCCUCUGGAUACCAGCCUGCUGCUCCACACCCACAUCCUCCUCCGCCUCCACCUCCACCAACACAAGCCAUCCUACAGACCGCUCCACCCACACAGGGAUACAUGCAGCCUCCGCCGCAGCAGAUCCAGGUUCAGUAUUAUUCGACCGGAGGACAGUAUCCGAAUUCAGGCCAGCAGUUCCGCUCCAUCUCUCACCAGGUGUCAUACCCCACACAGCGCUCUCAACCGAUGCCCCCGCCGGCGCAGCCCUCCGCUCCUCUCCAGCCCAUGAUGACCAAUCAGCAGCCAGCGUACCAGGGCAUGAUGGGAGUCCAGCAGCCUCAGAGCGCCAGUAUGAUGAACACACAGCGCACGGCCAUGAACGGACAGAUGCAGGGCAUGAUGGUCCAGUACCCACCCAUGCCCUCAUAUCAGGUGUCUGUAGGUAAUGAGAGUCAGUCUGUGGUGCAGCAGCAGUACCAGCAGCCCGUCAUGGUUCCCGCCAGUCAGUCUGUACAGGGAGCCAUGCCGCCCGCGGCACCCAUGCCCGUCUACUACAGCGUGCUGACACCCACACAACAGAACAGCACAAGUCCAUCUGUGGGUUACCUGCAGCCGCCCAGUUCAGAUCAGUACCAGAUGACCCAGUCUGCCCCCCCCUGCAGCCCACAGCCAAUGCAGCAGCAGUAUUCAGGGGUUCCUCCUCCUGGUCCUGGUGUGAUGGUGAUGCAGCUCAGUGUCCCGAACGGACCGCAGCCGACCCAGAAUCCUCCGCUGGUGCAGUGGAACCCCUGCAAGUACUACAGCAUGGAGCAGAGACCCAGCAAACCCGAGCCGCAGGUCAGCAGUCCGCUGGCGUCUCCCACACAGUCUCCGGCUCCUUCUCCGUCUGGCAGCGUGAACACUGUGUGUCCGGGUCUCGGUCCGCUGCCUCUCAUCUCACAGUUCCCUCGGCCCGGUGGGCCAGCACAAGCAGAUGGACGUUACUCUUUACUGGGACAGCCGCUGCAGUACAGUCUGUGUCCUCCUCCCAUCAUGCACAACCACAACCAGUCCUCCUACAGCUCCCAUCAGAGUCAGGGAGUGAUGAAGCACGGAGCGCGGGGGAAAAGACAAACACUCAAAUCUGCCUCUACAGACCUCGGGACUACUGACGUGGUGGUGAGUCGUGUGCUGGAGGUCACAGAUCUCCCCGAAGGCAUUUCUCGCCCGGAGGCUGAGAAGCUCUUCAACCAGCUCUCGCUCUGUGGUGCUAAGAUCCAGUGGCUGAAGGACCCUCAGUGUCCCCGGGGCCCCGGCGGGGGACGAGGAGACCCCAGGGACCCCGCUCACCUCUACACCGUUGUGGCCGUGUUCCCAAACACCAUGGCGGCUCAGAGCGCCUCCUUCAAACUCAACAACAGCGGUUUGUUCAAACUGCGCGCCACCAAAAAGAACUACGACUUGCGCGUGCUGGAGCGAGCGAGCUCACAGUGAGUCAGGAGAGAGAGAGAGAGAGAUGUCAAAGAGGAAGCGAUCAUCCUGGUGUUCCUUAGGGAUCUUUUUUAUUGUUUUGUAUCAUUGACAGAAGAGCACAUGUGACACAGAAGCGUGUGGUGUUGUGUGUAUCGUAUGAUGCGCGCACACACACACCCAUAAACACAAGCGGACGUCUUAAAGAGACAGUUCAGAGGAAAAUGAAAUAAUUUACUCACAUCCAUGGCGUCUAUGGAGCAGAUAUUUUAGAGAACGUUGCGAAAGAUAUGUUCAGUUCCUGUUGACUUUAUGAAAGUCGAUACGUACCAAAACAUUUCGAGGGAAACGUGAUUUACUCAUCUUUCCAAACCUGUUUGACUUUCUUCUGUGGAACAUGCGAGCAGAUAUUUUGGAGAACAUUGGUAGCCAAGUAUUUUCAGUUCCGAUUGACUUCAUGUAAAUAUUGAAUAUGGAGAUCAGUUGGUAUCAAAAACGUUUUGAUGACCGACGUUUCAUUGCCAG